UUGGUUAAACUUGCGUCGCCCUUGACAACUCGAGAUACUAUUAUAUGUCAAAACCGCACGUGUUGUGGCAUCUUUGACAAGUUUACAAUUGAUAGGUUAGUUUUUAGUUUACAAAAUGAGUUUUACCGUACGAAAGAAAGUUGUAGAAGAAGGUGAUACUAUUAUUUUGUAUCUAAAUGUAAAUAAUUUGCAUGCAAUUGAAGUAGCUACGCAUGCCAAAAAUAAAAAGAAUCAACUGAUAGAAAAAGUCUUCCAGACAAGUUUUGGCGCUCUAAAAAUAAAAGACCUUAUAGGGCAUGAGUAUGGUACAAAGGUACAACUAUCCCGUGGAUGGGGUUACGUCUUACAACCAACUCCCGAGUUAUGGACUGUUACUUUACCUCACAGGACACAAAUAAUCUAUACUCCUGAUAUAAGUAUGAUUAUAUUUCAGUUAGAAAUAAAAUCUGGCAGUACUGUUAUUGAAUCAGGCACUGGUAGUGGUUCUCUCUCUCAUGCAUUUAUCAGAGCUGUCGCUCCUCAUGGGCAUCUUUAUACAUUUGAUUUUCAUGAAGUUAGAACUGUACAAGCAAGAGAGGAAUUUGAAAACCAUGGUUAUUCAAAAUAUGUAACGGUCACACAUAGAGAUGUAUGUGGAUCAGGUUUCUCUCCAGAAUUAAAUGGUAAAGCUGAUGCCGUGUUUUUAGAUUUGCCUUUGCCUUGGGAAGCUAUUGAACAUGCCACAAAAACGUUUAAAGUCACAGGUGGACGAUUUUGUUCAUUUUCACCAUGCAUAGAACAGACACAAAAGACAUGCAAUGUUUUGACACAAUUUGGGUACUCAGAGAUCACAACAAUGGAGAUACUACAAACUGAUUACAAUGUUAUUACCAGAUCAAUGCCUGUUAUGAAUUUAGAUAUUUUAAAACUAAAGAAAACAGAUGAUGUGGAUGAUGAAAAUGUGAAAGAUAAAGAAAAGGAAGUAAUAAAAAUUUUAACAGCUGCGACUCCUGUGACACAACCCGGACACACAGGAUAUUUGGUGUUUGCAACUUAUUUACCUUCGUGGGCUAGAUGAAAUACGUAUUCUUCCAAAUCAUUAGAUAAAGUCAUAAAUAUACAAAUAAUGGUUUAGUAAAUUUUAAUAUGGUUCUAUAUAAAAAUUAAAAUGGAAUAAUCUUACUCUUGUGUUGUGUAAA
This is a messenger RNA of Ctenocephalides felis (cat flea), 1178 nucleotides long. It is a transcript of the gene Trmt61, whose product is annotated as tRNA (adenine(58)-N(1))-methyltransferase catalytic subunit TRMT61A. Gene Ontology annotation, biological process: tRNA methylation. Bases 116 to 1057 code for a protein of 313 amino acids. Lineage: Eukaryota; Metazoa; Arthropoda; Insecta; Siphonaptera; Pulicidae. The record is from RefSeq and is a predicted model, not a curated record. Gene Ontology annotation, cellular component: nucleus; tRNA (m1A) methyltransferase complex. The transcript has 5 exons.